This is a messenger RNA of Pecten maximus, 4728 nucleotides long. RefSeq names its product cyclic nucleotide-binding domain-containing protein 2-like. The record is from RefSeq and is a predicted model, not a curated record. The coding region runs from base 1613 to 3817 and encodes 734 amino acids. Lineage: Eukaryota; Metazoa; Mollusca; Bivalvia; Pectinida; Pectinidae. The transcript is spliced from 18 exons.
UGUUGGUCAUUACGGCUGUGUAUUGCUUCUAUGGAGAACGGUCGUGCAGGGUUGGGAGGUGUUUUCUGGUGUGACACUAGUCAUAUUCAAUAUUGUCGAUUUUUCGUGAGAAUUAUCUCGGAUAAGUGGUACGGAGAUUUACUGAGAACUGCUCGGCAUCUGUCGUAUUGGAGUUGUAUUCAAACCUGCACGUGUUGAUUUGUGUCAGUGCGCGGGCCGAGUUUACCGGGAGUACGAAGGAUAACUAUAGACUACUAACCGUCUAGUGAUUACCGGGAGUACGAAGGAUAACUAUAGACUACUAACCGUCUAGUGAUUACCGGGAGUACGAAGGAUAACUAUAGACUACUAACCGUCUAGUGAUUACCGGGAGUACGGAGGAUAACUAUGGACUACUAACCGUCUAGUGAUUACCGGGAGUACGAAGAUUACUAUAGACUACUAACCGUCUAGUGAUUACCGGGAGUACGGAGGAUAACUAUGGACUACUAACCGUCUAGUGAUUACCGGGAGUACGAAGGAUAACUAUAGACUACUAACCGUCUAGUGAUUACCGGGAGUACGGAGGAUAACUAUGGACUACUAACCGUCUAGUGAUUACCGGGAGUACGGAGGAUAACUAUGGACUACUAACCGUCUAGUGAUUACCGGGAGUACGGAGGAUAACUAUGGACUACUAACCGUCUAGUGAUUACCGGGAGUAUGGAGGAUAACUAUAGACUACUAACCGUCUAGUGAUUACCGGGAGUACGGAGGAUAACUAUGGACUACUAACCGUCUAGUGAUUACCGGGAGUACGGAGGAUAACUAUAGACUACUAACCGUCUAGUGAUUACCGGGAGUACGGAGGAUAACUAUAGACUACUAACCGUCUAGUGAUUACCGGGAGUACGGAGGAUAACCAUAGACUACUAACCGUCUAGUGAUUACCAGGAGUACGGAGGAUAACUAUGGACUACUAACCGUCUAGUGAUUACCGGGAGUACGGAGGAUAACUAUGGACUACUAACCGUCUAGUGAUUACCGGGAGUACGUAGGAUAACUAUAGACUACUAACCGUCUAGUGAUUACCGGGGGUACGGAGGAUAACUAUAGACUACUAAUAUAACCGUCUAGUGAUUACCGGGAGUACGGAGGAUAACUAUAGACUACUAACCGUCUAGUGAUUACCGGGAGUACGGAGGAUAACUAUAGACUACUAACCGUCUAGUGAUUACCGGGAGUACGGAGGAUAACUAUAGACUACUAACCGUCUAGUGAUUACCGGGAGUACGGAGGAUAACUAUGGACUACUAACCGUCUAGUGAUUACCGGGAGUACGGAGGAUAACUAUGGACUACUAACCGUCUAGUGAUUACCGGGAGUACGGAGGAUAACUAUGGACUACUAACCGUCUAGUGAUUACCGGGAGUACGGAGGAUAACUAUUGACUACUAACCGUCUAGUGAGGGGUAACCCUAUCAUUGUGUCAUUAUAGUUAACAGGAUUUAUCACCAGCCUUGAGUACGGAAGUCCUCACCAAGCUAUUGUACAGAACGAGAAACUGUCUCUUUAUUGAUGGAAGUAUUGAGAAGAUAAAAUGGGUUAGACAGGCAUAACCUAAGACGCCAAGAUGAGUAGUUUCGAGCAGGCCAUGACGGCAACCGCUCUUUCCUCUGGGAAAGGCGAUCCGCCAGAGACCGAUUUGGAUUACUAUUCCAAACCGGAAAAUUACACCGGAAGUAGUUUACAGACUAUGCAAAGAUUUAAAAUUGCAAAGGACAAACAGGAUAAGGAAAAUGAAGACAAGAACAAGAAAAAGGAAAAAAAGCAACAAGGAUUUAGUCUUCUGGCAAGGUACAAACAUAUACUCAAAGGUCUUGUGGAGGAUGGUGACGAUUCAUCGUCAGAGGAGGAAGAUGAGGUAGACGAAGAUGAAAGCAAAGGAGAUGAUAGUAGUUUAUCAACCAAGAAAGAUUGCAUUAUCAUGACACCUAAAUUAGAAGGUAUAUCGGAGGACGCAGAGGAUGAAAUCAGUCCUGAACAACCUGUCGAGUCGGCAAAGAAGGAUGAAGUAUCGUUCCAUAAAAGAGAGUUACAAGAUGACAGUUCAAAGAGGGAGUCCCUUACCCCCGAUAGUAUGAUCAGGAGAAUAGAAUCAGGUACGGAGGCUGCUUCGCCAAGGUCUGGGAUAGAUCUUAGUGAGUCGCCUACUGAGAGUAACUACUCGUUUACCUCAUCCAAGAGAAAGAGCACGAUGAGUCGGGGACAUUACAUUAUGAAGACGAAAAUUGAAAAGGAAGUCCGUGCCAAAAUUGCGAGAGAUCGUUUCCAGAAAGCAUGCAGAUUUGUGAAGAUGGUGUUAAAGAUUUCCGCAGCAGCGGGCAAAGACCCGUCAGUGGAUACUGGCAUGAAGACAUUCACAGAUCUGGCAAGUGAGGCGGAGACUACAGCACAUUCGUCAGGGUUGACCUUUGACCCAUCGUAUUUCAAGGCCAAAAAAGAGAUCAACAUCAGUACAGAGGUAAAGACCAUUCUCAGCCUUCCGUCCGAGGAAAGGACUCCGGAACAAAUACAGACGGCGAUGUUUGGACUACAGAGUCUUAGGUCAUUUGCUGAGUAUCCUCUUCACAUGCAAGAGAAGCUAGCCAAGGUCGCCUGGUUUGAAAUAGUGCCGGCUAAGCGGAUUAUAAUUCGACAAGGCCAUUUUGCUGAAAACUUUUAUUUCAUUUUGUCUGGUCAAGCUGUUGUAACGUUGUUGUUACGGAAUCCCAAAACCGGUGCUUCCUUCGUCAAGACCGCCACAAUAAUGAGGAGGGGGAUGAGCUUUGGGGAGUUGGCCCUGCUCCAUCACUCUCGCCGUACGGCCACCGUGACCAGUCAGGGAGGUUGUCAACUCCUGACCAUUGGUCGCCAGGACUUCUUCGAUAUCUUCAUGAGUGGACAAGGCGACCAAAUCCCAGAACAUAUACGAUUUGUGAGCCAAUGUGACUUCAUGAAGGACUGGCCUAUCGAUAACCUACUGGAACAUCCCGAGUUCUGCCUGCUUCACUUUUUCAAACGAAAUGUGGUUGUGGUGAAGGACAGUAACUUCUCCGAGUGGUUGUAUGUCGUCAAAGCUGGAUCGUGUCAGGUACUGCGGGAACUGAAGGGCGUCAAGGCUAAAAUAAAAUAUAAAGCUUCGUUAAGUGACGAGGAUCCUAAACUACCAACACUCGGCACAAAUGAGGCCCGACCAAAGAUUGACACCGGUAUUCGGAAGAGGAAGGUGAAGUGUGAAGAAGAGGUAGAGCUAGAUAUACAGGACCAAGAGAAUAAGAAACCGAAAGAAAACACGCCCCCAGGAUCACAAGGUGGUACUAGAUAUAAAGUGAGCUUCUCCAAGGACAACUAUUCCAAGUUCCCCACUACUCAGAAAGCGCAUUUCUCUGCUAUUCGGGAACCAUUGGAGACGAAGAAGAAGUAUGAGGUUCCCCAACGAUGUAAACCCCCGAAGCCACCGGAACCCGUCAAGGAAACUAACGGCAAACCACCACCAGUAUUCGUUCAAGUAGAGGCACUCAAACCACGCGAUUCCUUUGGUUUAGAAACUAUAGUGUUUCCCGAUGAGGCUGAGCGUGAAAAUACUAGUGUUAGUCUGGUGAGUAGGGGAGCAGAACUUAUCAUGGUUUCCAAAGCCUUUUUCGUCAAACAUGCCACUCCAACGGUUAGACGGCUUAUACGUAGUCAAGUUCAACCGUACCCGGACGAGAACACAUUUCAGAAUAAUCUCCAAAUAAAAGCCGACUGGGAGUUGUACAAGCACCAACUCAUAGAAGACUUAACAUCACAUAUAUAGCUUAUCGUGUUAAUCAGGGUUCCAUUGACUACCAUGGGGACAAAACGGCUCAUGAUUGACACAUCAGUUGUGGUGCCAGUGAUAUACAAUUCUGUUGAUAAAUAUCACAUUGUGACACCGGAAGGAGUUAAAAUGCCGUACUGUGAUGUUCCUUACGGAGGAUAUUCAUUGAUAUAGACACCAAGUGGUUUAUCCUUUCUUGACCAAAUGGAGUUGCCUUUAUAUGCACCCUGUGGUGUACAUACCAGAGGUUAAUUGGUGUAAUAUAUUUUUUUGCAUAUGAAAUGAGCUUGGGCUAUGGAAACAACCAAAUCUGUCAACUGAGGUUUUACUGAUGGCAAUACCAAGGAGCCAUGCAACAGACAUCAAUGUCUUCCCAUAAAAAUUGUUAUGGAAUGUAUAUCGGGGUCUACGCGAUAAAUGUCAUCCUUCCUUUUUAGUCCUGCCAAUAAUUGUGAUAUCAUUACGAGAGAGAGUGCUUUGCCAUACUUUAUUUAUAAACUGUCCCUAUUUUAUACAGAGCUCAACGAAACACUAAUUCAGCUCGCAAAUUAAAAAAAUGAAUUGCGUAUUUGUUUUUCUUUAAUCAGUCUGGAUUAUUUUUAUACUAGCUACUUAAUUCAUUUUCAUCUUAUUAUUAACAAAAUCACAUUUAACACGGCAUCCAUGUAUAGUUACAUAUAAAACCACAGGUGCAAAAUACCAGCUUGUGUGUUAGCCAUGUAUUUGAGUUUUCUCCCAUGGAAAAUACGUACAUGGCGGGUGUCGUCGAUGAAGAAGAAGAAACUCACCCUUCUGGAACGCCUGGUCUCCCAUUACUUUAUCAAGGGUCUCCAUGCCCAUCUAUACUUAUUGUUAGUAUACGUCCUCGUUUUAUCGAAUUUGAAUUAGAAUUACAUUUUCGUUUUCAA